AUGGAUGACCAGGAAGCAUGCAAGGAAGGCGUGACAGUGCAGAGUGCGUGAGUCCGAGGUUUGACGGGACGCCAGAAGGAGGCGGGCCAAAGACGCGCCGGCGUGCGCGCGAGCCGAGAAUGACACACAUCUUCCCCACGCGGUGCGCAUGCAGCGCAUAGUUAGGCAAUUGCGCGCGCAGGGGCUCAUACCGCCACCAUAGUUGCGCGCCCCACUCACACUCUGACUCCCGCAAGUCGUGCAACCGCGUCUGCACGCACGCACGCAGCAGCAGCAUGCAGCCUGCCUGCCUGCCCUCGCUCACGAUUCAGGUCUGCUACGCCUCCACGACUUGAUCCUGAAAUUUUCAGUAGUCGCUGAAGCUGUGCGCGCCAUCUAAGCCACUGUACACUUCACACUCACUACCUCUAGGCAUUCUGAAAAGUAACUUCAAAGGGCUCACAUUCCAUUCGGUCCAGCAGGCAGCUGUCACACGCUAAAGAGACCGACGCGCUCAAACCGCCCGGUCGCAACUCAAAGGACAUCUACAAAGCCUACCACAGAAGUGGAGAUCUCCCCUUGAGCCAAGCCAUCAUGGAUUGUAAGUCCCUUCAAAGCUCGAGGUUGAUUAUAGAGGAGACGCUGCCUCGCAUCGUAUGCUGACCACGCUCUCCUUCUCUUUGGGCGCACAGUCUCCAGCUUUAGCGGCUCCGAGCAAGCUGCUAUGCAGCAGAUCAUCGAGAAGAAGCAGAUGAAGGACUUCAUGAAGCUCUACACUGGUCUGGUAGAGCGAUGCUUCGACAGCUGCUGCAACGACUUCACCAGCAAGGCCCUCAGCACCAAGGAAGUCAGUCGCCGCUCCUUCAUUGUCGCUCGUUAA
Messenger RNA from Ceraceosorus bombacis, 859 nucleotides. The record is from the annotation of a GenBank genome assembly. NCBI's taxonomy places the organism in Eukaryota, Fungi, Basidiomycota, Exobasidiomycetes, Ceraceosorales, Ceraceosoraceae.